CGAAUCCAAACAUCCAUCACUCGCCUCUACGCUCGUUUCCGCCCCUUCUUAUGUCGCUCCGAUAGGGAGCCUUGUCAACCUUCAAAAUGAGCUUCAACAAGAAGGAUGAGGAUGACGCUGGUAUCGUCAAGGUAGACCGCACCAGCGUCUUCCAGGAAGCGCGUGUCUUCAACACUUCCCCCAUCUCGCCGCGGAAAUGUCGCAUCCUACUCACCAAGAUUGCCCUCCUCCUCUUUACCGGCGAGUCGUUCCCCACCAACGAAGCCACCUCCCUUUUCUUCGGCAUCUCGAAGUUGUUUCAGAACAAAGAUGCCUCGCUACGGCAGAUGGUCUACCUCAUCAUCAAAGAGCUGAGCAAAGAGGCGGAGGAUGUCAUCAUGGUCACGAGCAGUAUCAUGAAGGACACCGCGGCGGUGGGCACCGGCGAGCUAUACCGAGCCAAUGCCAUUCGCGCGCUUUGUCGCAUCAUUGAUGCCUCCACUGUGGGUGCCAUCGAACGCAACAUCAAAACCGCCAUUGUCGACAAGAACCCCUCCGUCUCCUCCGCCGCCCUUGUCUCCUCCUACCACCUCCUCCCCAUCGCUCGCGACAUCGUCCGCCGCUGGCAAUCCGAGACACAAGAAGCCGCCUCUUCUAACAAAUCCGGUGGCAGCUUGAUGUCGGGGUUCAUGGGCCAGCAUGCGCACAUGGCCGCAACCUCAACGAAUUACAUGACACAGUACCACGCCAUUGGCCUUUUAUAUCAAAUGCGAUCGCACGAUCGAAUGGCACUGGUGAAGAUGGUCCAACAGUACAGUGCUGCGGGAGUUGUCAAAAGCCCUGCUGCAAGAGUCAUGCUGGUCCGGCUUGCGGCGAAACUGGCCGAGGACGAACCAUCUGGCCUGCGGAAACCAAUGAUGAAACUUCUUGACGACUGGUUGCGGGAUAAGAGCGAGAUGGUCAACUUCGAGGCUGCCAAGGCCAUCUGUAGCAUGCCCGAUCUUACCGACGCAGAGGUGGGCCAGGCGAUACACGUCCUUCAGCUCUUCUUGACGAGCCCGCGAGCCGUAACGAAAUUUGCGGCCAUCAGAAUCCUCCAUCAGUUCGCUUCCUUCAAGCCCGACGCCGUGCGACAAUGCAACCCCGAUAUCGAGGCGCUGAUCUCCAACACCAAUCGCUCCAUUGCUACUUUCGCCAUCACCACCCUCUUGAAGACCGGAAACGAGGCAUCGGUUGAUCGUCUGAUGAAGCAGAUCAGUACCUUCAUGUCCGACAUCACAGACGAGUUCAAGGUCACCGUGGUGGAGGCAAUCCGGACACUCUGUCUCAAAUUCCCUUCCAAGCAGGCCGGCAUGCUGCAAUUCCUGUCAGGUGUCUUGCGUGACGAGGGCGGCUAUGAGUUCAAGCGAAGUGUGGUGGAGAGCAUCUUCGAUCUCAUCAAAUUCGUUCCGGAAAGCAAGGAAGACGCUUUGGCGCAUUUGUGCGAGUUCAUCGAGGAUUGCGAAUUCACCAAGCUCGCUGUGCGCAUCUUGCAUCUUCUUGGACUAGAAGGGCCGAGGACGGCGCAACCCACGAAGUACAUCCGAUACAUCUACAACCGUGUGGUGCUGGAGAAUGCGAUCGUCAGAGCCGCGGCCGUCACUGCGCUUGCCAAGUUUGGAGUCGGACAGAAAGAUCCGGAUGUCAAGAGCUCGGUGGAGGUGUUGUUGAGGAGAUGUCUGGAUGAUAUGGACGAUGAGGUCAGAGAUCGGGCGGCGCUCAACCUCAGAUUGAUGAAGGACAAAGAUGACGAAGAAGUGGGGAAGUUUGUGCGCAAUGAUUCAAUGUUCUCUCUGCCAAUUCUGGAAGACCAGUUGGCACACUACGUCAAUGGCAGCUCUGCCGAAGCAUUCGCCAAGCCAUUCGACUUCAGCAAUGUCCCCGUUGUGACCAGGGAGCAAUCGCUUGCGGAAGACCGGACGAAGAAACUCACGACUGCAACGCCUACACUCAAAGCACCAACGAUCAGUGGACCCAAGAAGGCAGAGGCGGGAGCGGCAGCGGCGGAUGCAGCCAGAGACUCAGCAGCAGCAAGCCAAAAGUAUGCUCAAGCUCUGGCCGCCAUCCCGGAGUUCAAGGACUUUGGACCGCUGCUCAAGAGCUCUGGUGUGGUGGAAUUGACGGAGAGCGAGACGGAAUACGUUGUCUCGGCUGUCAAGCACUUGUUCCGCGGCCACAUUGUCCUGCAAUUCGACGUCAAGAACACCAUUGCCGAUUACGUGCUUACGGACGUCGGCGUGGUCAGCACACCGUCGGCAGGCGAGGACGGGGAAGAAGCAAGCGGCCUCGACGAUGGCUUCUUCAUCCCCAUCCCCGCGCUCAAGGCUGAAGAACCGGGCACAGUCUAUGUCUACUUCCAGCGACCCGCCGGCGAGACAUUUACCGCUGCCAGCUUCACCAACGUCCUCAAAUUCACCAUCAAAGAAAUUGAUCCCACGACGAACGAGCCGGAGGAGAGCGGAUACGAAGACGAGUAUCAAGUGGAAGACCUUGAGCUCACCGGCGCGGAUUACAUUCUUCCCGCUUUUGCCGGCAACUUCUCGAGCAUCUGGGAAUCCUUGGAUGGCGCGGACGAGGCGGAGGAGACUCUGCAGCUUUCUGCUGCGAGAAGCAUCCAAGAGGCGGUGGAGUUGCUGGUGAAACAGCUAGCCAUGCAGCCGCUCGAGGGAACGGAGGUGUCGCUGAGCACGAGCACGCACGCACUCAAGCUGUUCGGACGCAGCGUUGCGGGUGGUAAGGUCGCGGGCAAUGUCAGGAUGGCGUAUAGUGCGAAGUCGGGCGUGACGGUCAAGGUAGAGGUCAGGAGUGAGGAGGAGGGUCUGGCGGCGCUGGUUGUUGGGGCCGUUGCCUAGCUGGACUCUGUGUGUACCAUGGACAUGACAAGUACCUUAUUCUGCAUGCACUGCGUUCGGGCGCCUUGAUAGGUUUGGGGAGGUUGGCGGUAGCGCUUUGUAACGUGGACGCUGCGCAUUCUGGAUAGAAUGAAAAAUGACGAUCGGCUGUAUCAAUGCUCAGACCCUUGAUGGGCGAUUUGUUUUCACUGCGCGCACACUUGGGCGGUGCA
Neohortaea acidophila is the source of this 3082-nucleotide messenger RNA. RefSeq names its product adaptin N terminal region-domain-containing protein. Gene Ontology annotation, cellular component: Golgi membrane; endoplasmic reticulum; COPI vesicle coat. Gene Ontology annotation, biological process: protein secretion; intra-Golgi vesicle-mediated transport; intracellular protein transport. The transcript has 4 exons. The record is from RefSeq and is a predicted model, not a curated record. Gene Ontology annotation, molecular function: structural molecule activity. Lineage: Eukaryota; Fungi; Ascomycota; Dothideomycetes; Mycosphaerellales; Teratosphaeriaceae. The coding region runs from base 87 to 2870 and encodes 927 amino acids.